AUGGAGGACGAUCGUGAUAUUUUGGCGAUGCUCAAUGGAACAAAUGAAACGGUUCCCUCCGCGUUCGCUGAGCCCGACUCUUUGAACCUGAUCGUACCGCUGACAGUUGUUUACGCGACAAUAUUCGUGGCUGGCAUACUCGGGAACCUAAGCACCUGUUUCGUAAUCGCGCGCAAUCGAUCGAUGCACACUGCAACGAACUUCUACUUGUUCAGCUUGGCUGUUUCGGACCUGAUCCUUCUAGUUUGUGGAUUACCGAUCGAAGCGUAUCGAUUGUGGAACCCAUUUAUGUAUCCAUUGGGCGAGGUGUUUUGCAUAACGCUCGGACUGGCUUCGGAGACGUCGGCAAACGCAACUGUAUUGACAAUAACAGCGUUCACAGUGGAAAGGUACAUCGCGAUAUGUCGGCCUUUCAUGUCUCACACGAUGUCGAAGCUGUCGAGGGCAGUGCGGUUCAUAAUAGCCAUAUGGAUAUGCGCGUUAUGCACGGCUGUGCCGCAAGCGAUGCAAUUCGGCAUCGUGACUUACACGGAGAACGGUCAGAGCAUGAGCGCUUGCACAGUUAAAGGUCACGGUGUGCAUCAAGUGUUCGUCAUAUCCAGUUUUGUGUUCUUCGUUGCGCCGAUGUCAGUGAUCACAGUGUUAUAUGUGUUUAUUGGAGUUAAGUUACGCACCUCACGUGUUCUACAUCCAACGAAGAAGAUAGGCUCUAACGGCACUGAAAAAUUUAGUGCCAACAUACGAUACCGUCACGGUACGUCGCAAAGGCGGGUUAUAAGGAUGUUGGUUGCUGUGGCAUUAUCUUUCUUCAUAUGUUGGGCACCUUUCCACGUUCAGCGAUUACUGGCCAUCUAUGGAAAAAGCAUGGAUCAUCCCACGGACACGUUUUUUAUGGUAUAUUUAGUUUUGACUUAUUUGUCCGGUGUCCUGUACUUUCUGUCGACUGCGAUAAAUCCCAUCCUGUACAAUAUAAUGUCCAACAAAUUUAGGAACGCUUUUAAGAUGACAUUGUCUUCGUGGUGCGGACGCAGGAACAGACCAAUGGGGCGAAUGUAUAGCGCUCUGUUGGCGUCUCAACGUCAGAGGGCACUGGCUGAUGCUGCGGACAGAGCCUCCAGCCGUCGCUUGCGCCGACACUCCACCGCCGUAACCCAGAUUUGCGACGUGCCACCGAGAGUGCAGUGUUACAGCGGCCGGGAGCUAGCUGUAGUGAACGAGUUACCGAGCGGUAACGGGCAUUGUAGACAUUGGCGUCUGAGACUCGCGGUCGACGAGCCCUCAGACUCGAUCGGGUCACCGCGCAGCAUAUCCAACUCCAGCCUCCGUGAGGUCGACGAGGAGCUUACAGGAGAGGAGCUCGCCACCUUUAUGUACCAAGUGAAUUGCCACAUAGGCGGGCUCACC
Molecule: messenger RNA, 1404 nt
Organism: Iphiclides podalirius (scarce swallowtail)
Lineage: Eukaryota; Metazoa; Arthropoda; Insecta; Lepidoptera; Papilionidae
Source: the annotation of a GenBank genome assembly